AUGUCGGCCGCUCAUCAAAAUUGUCUUCAGUGCAAAGACCUUCAGGAAAAUCUCAAUGAGGUAAGUUGACAAACUAUUCUUAGUACACGGUCUCCAGAGCUGACAAUAUGGGCGUGGCCUCGGCGGCCAAAUGGCGUUUUCAUGAAUUCAGCAGGUUUUCUCUGAUUUUUGUGGUCAACGGCGAUGAAAAAUGAUUGUUCGACAUGAAAAAACACUAAUGCUCAGAAUUAAUGACGUUUUUGCGCAUUUUUCGCGGACUUUGCUUUUUCGCCUUCGCCGCCGAUCGCCGCCUAAAAACCGCACUUCUCAUUUUGCGCUUUCUCGACCGUUUUCAGACAGAAUUGGUUUUCAGAAUGAUAAAUCACGUAAAUACAAGCAUUUCGAGCACUCGAACCGCGAAAACUACCGAAAAGCAACUGAAAUUCGCGCAGUUUUAGCCAAAAACCUUCAAACUUGACCAAAUUUAACGCUCUUGCGCUUAAAAAAUUCGUAAUAGCCUAUACAAUCGGUCUAUCGAGAGAAAAAUGAGAGAUUAUCGGUUUUUCGUGGCUAAUCUGGCAAAAAACACAAAUUUUGCUGUUAAAAUUUGAAUUUCGCGCCAAUGUAUCGUUCUAUUGGGCGGGGCGCACUUGCGCCCAUUGUCAGCUCUGGAGGCCGUGUUAGUGUUCAUUUUACCAGGUGUUUUUUAUCUAUAACUGUGCUCUUUUUUCCAGAUAACAAAAUCAAUGCUGGCCAAGAUUGCGCUUCUUGAAGCACAAGUGGAGGAGCUCAGCAAACGCGUAUCGUCUGACGCUUCUCCGGAAGAUUCGAAAGUUCUGGAGGCGACUACAACGGUUUUCGCCGCUAGCCCAUCUGGAAGCAGCGAAAAGCAGGCCAGAUGCACCAAUUGUCAAACCGAGAAGACGUCCGCCUGGAGACGUGACCAUCUCCGCAACCUGUUGUGCAAUUCGUGUGGACUCUACGCGAAGAAUCACGGGAUUCCACGACCGAUUCAUAUGCGAAAUGACAACAUUCGGCCACGUGUCAGACGAAGCAAGGUGAAGAAGAUGGAGGCUGACAGCGAGCAGCCCGGUUCGGACUUUUUGACGACGUUGUUGGGUGGAUUCCCGUUGAUAGAUCCACUCAUGGCGUCGAGCAGCAACGCGGAAAAUGUGCCAGAAGUCGAGGAGACGAAGCCAAUGGUCGCGGCCUCGUUCUUGGAGAAUUUCUUCAAGAUCCCAGGAACUCUUGACUAA
Messenger RNA from Caenorhabditis sp. 36 PRJEB53466, 1235 nucleotides. The record is from the annotation of a GenBank genome assembly. NCBI's taxonomy places the organism in Eukaryota, Metazoa, Nematoda, Chromadorea, Rhabditida, Rhabditidae.